This is a messenger RNA of Cylindrotheca closterium, 900 nucleotides long. The record is from the annotation of a GenBank genome assembly. Lineage: Eukaryota; Bacillariophyta; Bacillariophyceae; Bacillariales; Bacillariaceae.
AUGGCAUACAACUAUCAAGGCCAACAAGGGGGGAAUACGACCCACGCCUCUAUUAUCUUGAACCAUAUUCUUGAUACGUUGGCAGACGUCCUAAAGAAUGCGGAGGAGACAAUACGCUUUCUUCCCUUGUCUGACAGCGCUUAUAAGAAGUCUAAGCAGUGGAUCCGAAUAGAAGCGGACCUCCGGCGGCUGAUUCCGGAUUACCGUAGCCUGUCCAAGUAUCUGGACAUGUCGUUUGGCAACAUGUCAUACGCUUCGACUUCUAAUAAGCCAGGUGAAAAGAAGCUUCGCACAAGGAUGAGAGUGGGUUUUGAGGUCAAGGUGGCGGCAGGAACAAUUCGACAGUACUUACACGGCCAAUUGCGUCCGCAAGGGUAUAGCGCAGGAUGCUACAAAUCCGUCCUACAGUUUGGGGAUAUCGAAAAGGUUGGGGCCUUGUGCUUCAACCCUAAGGAAAUUAACAUCAGGGCUAUGGAGAAAGAACUAAUUUGGCACUUUGAUUGGAAGAUAGUUAUUGGCCUGCGGUAUGAAUGGGUGAACAUCCCCUAUAACGGCCGCAAUUUUCCAUGGUGCGCUGUCACCCACUACAUCAGUGAUUGGAAGGCUGCUCAGAAUCGGACAAUCAGCGUUAAGGCCGUCGGUCUGGUUAAGGAUGAGAAUCUCACCAUGAUCUUGAAGCAUAAGGACUUUGUAGAACUGACUCAGGCCAAAUAUUGUCCAGUUGAAAUCCCAGGGAUGUUGAAACAGGCAACAACCAAAGCAUUCGGCCCUCACACUUGUUUGUCCAUGUUUCUCUCCAUCGAGGCCCAACCAGUUCACGACAAGAAAGUGGCAGCUGCUGAAGUGAACUCGGACUCUGACUCCAAUGGGAAGACGUCUCUCACAAGUUUACUAAAGUGA